Molecule: messenger RNA, 2781 nt
Organism: Chironomus riparius
Lineage: Eukaryota; Metazoa; Arthropoda; Insecta; Diptera; Chironomidae
Source: the annotation of a GenBank genome assembly
AUGAAAAUGGAUGAAUAUCUUACAAAAUUCCACAGACAAGAGAUUUUAGAUGCUCUUAAGAAUAAAAAACUCUUGAUUUCCAUUAAUUUUGACUUGACAAAUUUAAUGAAAGUGAAUGAAAAACUUUAUAAACAAAUGAAAUACAAUUUUGAUGACGAAUAUACUAAUUGGAAGAAAUCAACCAUUAAUCAGAUUUCACAAUUGAUUCAAGCAGAAAAGAUCCAACUCAAUAGCAAAAAUUUAGAAAUAGAAUUUGAUUUUUUAAAUCAUCCAGAGAGAGUUGAUUGGCCAAAACUCACAUCAGAACUCUUCCAACUUGUUGAAUUUAAAGGAUAUGUUUUUCGAUCAUCAACACCCAGGAAACUAGAGCUUUUACGGGAAGUACAGUGCUUGAAAUGUCGACAGAAGACCACGAUUAAAGCUGACCGUUUGUACGAUUACACAUUUCUAUGCACUAGACAUUGUAUAAUUACAGGAGGUUGUGAUGGAAAGAUGGUAUAUACUAAGAAAGAGGAAGAAGUGCCAUCGUUAGAAAAUACAAUUGAUUUUCAAGUAUUUAAAGUACAGGAACUUGAUAAAUUCACUCCAAAAAAUCGGUAUUAUGCUGUUGAAGUUGAAGGAAAUCUUGUAGAUACAUGCAAUAUUGGUGACACCGUUUAUGUUUUAGGAACUUUUGAAACAAGAACUGACGCUAGCACAAAAGAAAUUAAGCGAUAUGUUAUUCGAGGAAUUAAAAUUUCCAAAGCUCUUGAAUGGAAACAGUCGAUUAUUUCACAUGAGAAACAAUUGGCGGUAACAGCAUGGAAUGACGGUAAAAAACGAAAUAAUGACAAUGAGCUGGAAGCAAGAGAUGAAUUAUUAAAAGGUGUAGCGCCUGAGCUCAACAAUUGUUUUAUUCUAAAGUUAGCACUUAUGGUCGUUAUGUGUACUGGAGGAAGAUCUAAGCAUCGAAAAGCACAAAGAUUGGAACGUAUGACAAACAGAGAUAUUAGCCACAUCCUCUUCAUUGGACUUCCAGGAUUAGGAAAAUCGGAAUUAAUUAAAGCUGCUUCAAAAAUCAGUUAUCGGUCAAUUAUCUGUGUAGGCUCGGCAUGUACUUUAGCUGGUUUGACGGCAUCAAGUUAUAAAGAAGAUAAGGAAACACAUGUUGAAGCUGGAGCUUUAGUUUUGGCUAAUCAAGGGAUUUGCUGCAUUGAUGAAUUUAAUUUAUUGUCUACAAGAAAUCGAGGUGCACUUCAUGAUUCUAUGGAACAUCAAAAGUUUUCAUUUAUGCAAGCGAGCUUAAAGGUCGAGGUAAACACAAGAUGCAGUGUUAUCGGAAGCAUGAAUCAUAAAUCCGAACAGUCAGCUGAAGCAAGAAAUAAGAAUCUUAAGCAUUCAGCAUUUAACAUUGAACCGUCUUUAAUAUCGAGGUUUGAUUUUGUAUUUUUCCUUGUAAAACCAGAAGAUCGAGAUUUUGAUGGUGACAUAAUCAGUGCUAUUAUUAAUUCGUCUAGCUCAGAAUAUAAAGAAAAGUUUGUUGAAUGGAGUUUAGAAAGAAUACAGUCGCAUGUUAUUGUAGCGAAGAAUAUUGCUUGUGAAGUAACAAUUGAUGCUUACAAAUUGCUUGUCAAUUAUUAUAAAUUUUGUAAAGCUUGUUUGGAAAUAGAUGAAUCAAGAAAGACGAUGAGGUUGCUAAAAAGUUUGGAAAGACUCACAGUAGGACAUGCAAAGUUAAUGCUUCGAAAUAAGACAAAAUUGAUUGAUGCACUUACUAUUAUUUGGCUAACGGAAAAUUCUUGGUCUUUUGGAGAUUUAAUUGAGCAGGAAAAUGUAGUUUUAUCUGAGCUUCCAUUGGGACCAUCGCAAAAAUGUAUUGAACACAUUUUUGAUACAUUACACCUAAGUCAUCUUAAAGAAGUUUUUCAAAAAGAGCAAAAUGAAGUCACAGGUGAUGCACAUUGUCCAUUGCAGCUUAAUACAACGAUUCGAGAGGAUGCUCAAGACAAAAAGGAACUUAAGAAACUAUUUAAUAAGACUGGUGCACUUAAAAGACGAUCCAACGAAACAAAAUGUACAGAAAAUAUUACAGAGGAUAUUGACGAUGAGUUUCCAGAGAUUUUAAAAAAAUCUUUUGGCAUUUCAAGAAUUGAGGAUUUGUUUACAAAUAGUGAUGACGAGUUCGAUGAAAAUAUCAAAGACAGUUCAAAAGUACCACAUUUUUCGUCAGAUACACUUUCAAUUCAACACAUGGAAGAUUAUCUACUAAAUGAAGAAUCCAAUGACAGUCUUACCAAUUUUGAAGUUAUCCAAGAUAAUAUGAGCACUCAAAAUGGGCAAAUACUUCCUAAUUUUGCCACUGAUACAGAACAAUCAAACGUAUUUCAAAAACCAACAAUUCCAAUUGAAAAAUCGGAACUAAUAGAAAAUGUAGACACCAAACGAAGAAAAAAGUCCAGUGAAGAUGAAGAUUUCUCAAUAGAUGAAAUGUUAAAGGAUCUGCCUCAUUCAUCAAAAAGCAUAGCAUUUAAAAAUGAUGAAGAAACACAGAAAAAGUCAACAUCAUUAGGAUUCCUAGGUCGUUUGAAGACUUUUGAGUUUUCAUCUCAGAAGUCUCAGAAGAAUGAAAAGAAAUCAGACGAAUGUCCAAUAUCAGCUAUAAGUGAAAAUUUGCAAGCACUUAAUAACCAGCUCGCAGAAAAUUUAAUUCAAAAAGGAACUGAGCAAAAGACAACAUCAACACCGAUGUCAAGAGAAGAAUAUUUAAAAGCUCUCGAUGAUGAAUUAGAUUUAUGGAAUUAA